AUCAACGAAUCACAUUCAGUGGCUACCCAUGGAACUGCAUCUUUGCAUGGUUAUGGAUCGCGUCUCUGCUUAUGGACUGUGUCUCUGCCACUUCAGCCACCUAUGGAACUGCGUCUUCGCAUGGGUCCCCCUGAUAGCUACAGAUAUCCAUGGAACUGCAUCUUCGCAUGGGUCUCUUCUGUUGACUCUAAAAAGAUGGGACGCAUUGACAAGUUUUGGUCAGAAGUUUCACCCGAGUUUAGGCACGAUAAUAUUUCAAUAACCGCUGAAAUUGGAUUUCUUUCUCGCAAAUUAUCUUGUGAUGGAGAGCAACUUGAUGGAGAGCAACUUGAUGGAGGGCAACUUGAUGAAACAAGCAAUACAAACAAGUUGGAAAAAUUGGUGUCAGAUGAUAAUCUUCAACCUGUU
Messenger RNA from Racocetra persica, 408 nucleotides. The record is from the annotation of a GenBank genome assembly. NCBI's taxonomy places the organism in Eukaryota, Fungi, Glomeromycota, Glomeromycetes, Diversisporales, Gigasporaceae.